Molecule: messenger RNA, 1198 nt
Organism: Drosophila novamexicana
Lineage: Eukaryota; Metazoa; Arthropoda; Insecta; Diptera; Drosophilidae
Product: protein D2
Exons: 2
Coding region: 402-968 (188 amino acids)
Source: RefSeq, a predicted model, not a curated record
CAGAGCGCUGCGUAUACGUUGAAGUCGUUAGUGCAUUUAGUCAUUUUCAGAGAUCCCUGUGAAGAUGUGAAUCCACCCGAAUGGGUGAAAGUGGGGGAAAGUACGUUUCAAACUCAGUCUCCAAGUGUUUCGCAAUACUUACAGAGCUCUGCGUAUACCUCUGAAUAUUCGGUAAAUCCACCAGAAUGGGUUGAAGUAGGGGGAGUGCUUUGCAAACUCAGUGUCUAAGUGGAAAAGUUUCAUUGUUUUCAACACUUUGGGGAAUCAAGAAAUUAAGAAAAAAACAUCUUUGACCGGGCAACGCCGUGAAUAUGUGCUCUAGUACCUACGUAUUUAAAGUCACCUUUUUAGGCUAGUUAAAGUUAGCUCCAAAAAUUAGAAUAUUCAAAAUUCCGAACAUCAUGUUUGUAACCUGUGUCGAGGUGGAUCCACUCAUUAAACUGGGCCGCUUGAUGAAGAAGCACAGGAUCAUACCAGACGUUGUGAACUGCAGGCCCCAUAUAAUCAUCGAUGUGCUCUAUCCUUGUGAUACCGUUGUCCAGCCGGGCUGUCAUCUAACCCCACUGAAAGUGAGAAACGAGCCAAUCAUUAGGUGGAUGGCAGACCCUAUCAAGUUUCACACGCUGGCCAUGAUUGACCCGGAUGCCCCAAGUCGUGCCUCGCCCACCAAACGGGAAUGGCUUCACUGGCUGGUCGGCAACAUACGCGGCUGCGAUGUGGUGCUUGGCCAGCCGCUGGUGGGCUACAUUGGCAGCCGUCCGCCCGCCAAGACCGGCCAGCAUCGUUACGUCUUCCUGGCCUUCAGGCAGCACUGCGAGCUGGACUUUGACGAGCCCUACAUACCCAACAGCAGCUACGAGGGGCGGCCCUGCUUCAGCAUCAAGCGAUUUGCCAAAAAGUAUGCGCUGGGCAACCCCAUCGCUAUCAAUUUCUUCUUUUCCAACUGGGAGGACGAUGAUUUGUACUAAAGCAAACAUUGGCUGCUGCUUUUGGUUUUAAUAAAAAUCUAUAAUGAAAGCAAGGCUCUGUAAGAUUUGUAUCCAUAUUGACUGAUUGAUUGAUUGAUUGAUCGGCGGAAAGUCGAGGUUUUAGAAAAUGUCUACUGCAAAUAUGGAAAAUUUGUGAAAAAAUAAGAUGAUGAGGAUGACGUUCCGCACUUCAAUGGUUACGAGGCGAAUGACUCGGAAAAACGCGUCAU